This is a messenger RNA of Hypoxylon fragiforme, 1774 nucleotides long. RefSeq names its product glycoside hydrolase family 79 protein. The record is from RefSeq and is a predicted model, not a curated record. The coding region runs from base 143 to 1591 and encodes 482 amino acids. The transcript is spliced from 5 exons. Lineage: Eukaryota; Fungi; Ascomycota; Sordariomycetes; Xylariales; Hypoxylaceae.
GCUCCUCGAUGCGAAAUAGAACCCCUUCUUUGGUACUUUAAGAUGAUUGGUGCGGCUCCGAAUACCUAGUCACGUAAAUAAGAAUUGUAUAAAGCGUGAGCAUACAUAUGAUCAACAGAACUAUAUCCUGAUUAAAGACAUCAUGGCUUCAUAUCUCAGACGUCUCGCCCUGCUCCUAGCUGCGGCCCAGCACGCCGGCGCUGCGGUAGUGUUCACCGUCCCUAGAGAGGCGCAUACUGGAGGAUAUAGAUAUGCACCUCUAGACCCAGCCCCGGUUGGCAUUUCUUUCGAAUUCUUCGCCUUCCCGUCCUAUUUCAGCAAUGUCAGUGCCACCACCCAGUGUCUUAGCAAUUGGAAGGACCUCACAGGCGUCUGGCCACCGAUACGCAUAGGAGGCACAACGCAAGACCGAGCGCAGUACGACUCCAGGACCUCGGCAUACGUCGUCUAUAGCGUCUCUAACCCGGCCGAUGCGCCGGCAAGCCUUACCUUUGGGUCCAAGUUUCUGACCUUGGCGGGAUCCUAUGGCGGCAGUGUGGUGGUCGGACUAAAUAGGGGGAAAAACAACAUCCAGAAUACGAUCGAUGCUGCUAAGAUCGCCGUCUCUGAGGUGGGGAACUUGCUCGCUGUCGAGCUGGGGAACGAACCAGAGUAUUAUGCUAGAAAUGGCCAGCCUAUCGCUGGAGGAAGCUGGUCGCCGGCUGCAGAUGCUGCUUCGCAAAAUAACUGGGGCAUCUUGGUUGGCUCGGCCGUGAAUAAGGCACCAAUCAUCCAAGCUGGGAAUUCCAACGACUCUCCUCCGCAAUGGGGUGCGGCAGAGUUAAUCGCGACAGAGAACGCCACGGUCAAGCAAUAUGUCAAGACAUAUGCCCAUCACAACUACCCUGGAGGGAGUGUGACAUCACUGAUGAGCCAUAGAGGUAUCUCCAGCAAUCUACACGUCUUCGACGCCGACAUAGCAGCUGCCCUGAAGGAAGGGAAGCCGUAUGUGUUCGGCGAGACGAAUUCCGUAUCGGGAGGUGGAGCUGCUGGAGUGUCGCCUACUUUUGGAGCAGCGCUCUGGACCAUGGAUUAUGUUCUACGCGCCAGUUAUAGCAACAUAUCGCGGACAUAUUUUCAUCAUGGGACGGUAGGAAACUGCCAAUAUUGCUUCUGGGGUCGAUAUAGCAUGGGGGCACCCUACUAUGGCGCAUACGCAGCAACCGCAUUACUAGCCAAGGCAUCAUUCCUUACGGCCCUUGACGACGGUACUACUAACUACGCAGCCUACGUCUCAUUUGAUUCCAAGGGAGCUCCGCUGAGAGUAUUGCUGUAUAACUCAGACUACUUUAGCGGAAGUGGCAGUCGAUCCAGUCAAUCCUUCGAACUUGGUGGGUUGACGGGAAGUGCGGUGAAUGCCAAGAGGUUGACGGCAGAGAGUGCUAUGUCUAGGAUAGAUCAAAAUGGUCUGGUGUCCUUCGGAGGGCAGACAUUUACUAACGGAGAUUGCACCAUGGCGGGCGCUGAGGCCGUCGAACCUCUCACAGUAACUAAUGGAAAGACAACGGUGACGUUGAAGGCUAGUGAGGCUUUGCUGGUGUAUUUGCAAUAAUUUUCUAGAAAUUCAUCAAAAUAUCUUCUAUUAUCGAAUCUUAUCAAGUGAGACGCCUGUUUCCUCGAUGUUGAGUUUGCUCCGUGCUCCAUUGCAGCAGACUACCUAGGGAGAUAGGGUACAUGUAUGUCUAGAAGUUUCACUUGUCUUGGAUUGGUACUUCAGAGCCCGUCGUCUUCUUAU